This is a messenger RNA of Wasmannia auropunctata (little fire ant), 2635 nucleotides long. RefSeq names its product WD repeat-containing protein 91. Gene Ontology annotation, molecular function: protein binding; phosphatidylinositol 3-kinase regulator activity. Gene Ontology annotation, biological process: early endosome to late endosome transport. Bases 120 to 2051 code for a protein of 643 amino acids. NCBI's taxonomy places the organism in Eukaryota, Metazoa, Arthropoda, Insecta, Hymenoptera, Formicidae. The record is from RefSeq and is a predicted model, not a curated record. The transcript has 8 exons. Gene Ontology annotation, cellular component: extrinsic component of endosome membrane; early endosome membrane; late endosome membrane.
AGGCGAAGUCAGUGUUGCUGUUGUAUACCUCCAGUGGGGAACCAAGAUGGCCGAAGGAUGACAAUAUACAGCUGUCAACUGGUGCGAACGAAUAACAUUUCAAAGGAAUUGGAGGGAAAAUGUCUCACGUGCAGUAUGUGGACGAGUUGGUAAAGGAGUACUUGCUCUUCAGGGGUUUUAGCCAGACCCUGAAGGCCUUCGAUAAUGAUCUGAAAGCGGAAAAGGAAAAAGGAUUUAGGGUAGACAAAAUAGUCGAUCAAUUAAUGCAACACAUAUACAACUAUGAUCUGACGUCGCUGAGAGAAUUAUGGGGGCACUUUGAUACUAGAAUGUUUUGCCGACUGGAGAGUCAUUUUACGCCUGCAAUCAGAAAGUUGGAGAACGCCGUGCUGAAAAUGUACUUGGUUAACGCGGCUGUGAAUGGCAAGCAAGACAAGAUACAGGAAUUCUUCACCAAAAUGACACCAGAGCUGCAGGGUCAGUCGGAAUGGAAGGAAUGGUUUGCUUUCGCCUUUGUCAAAAAUCCCGAAGACAAUCCAGUUUACUCGGUCCAUUUUAGCAGGCAGUGGCACGACACCAUGCUGGUAUCCCUACACAAUUUCCUAGCAACAAUCUUUCAAUGUAUGCCACAACCGACAUUACUCACGAUUGACGAAGAUACGAAUAAGUUAAAACGACUGCAAGAGGAGAACGAAACACUGAGGCAACGGUUGAGUGAUUCCGUUAAGAUAGAAAGCGUAUCGGAUGUGAAUCCGGGCCCGGCACCUCAGCAUCCCCCCAUCAUGGAUGAUUUUUACAUUAUUGCUCAAGAGUCGCCGUUACUGGAAAAUCCAAAGACACUGAGGAAUCUCAUAAGAAAUAUUGGCGGUGGGUCCAGUCCGAUCCUAAGCAGAAAGCCUGCAACAAAUGUAAAGAAAAAUGCGGAAUCUGAGAUGGUCUCGACCAAACGGACGAACACGAAGGGACGGGUGAAUUCGAUUAGCAAAUCCGAGGCAGUCGCCAAGAGGAGCAUCAGCUGUGAUUCAAGAUUAAAUAGUUCUAGGAAAAGAGACUCCUCUAUCGACACCGCUAUCGACAGGAAAACUAAGGAAAAAAUAGAUUCUAGUUAUAUUCUCUUAAGUCAGGAGGAGUAUACAGAGCAUAAAACCUCCAUAAUUCAGUGCAAGAGUAACGCGAGCGGCUCGUACGUCGCGACGGGCGACGCCGACGGUGUCAUCAAAGUGUGGACACCGAUUCCUUCACCAAAGACUGUUACUACGUUCACUUCCGCCACGGCGAAUUCGAACAAAGCUAUCACCUCGCUGGACUGGAUCUCGAAGAACGAACGCUAUUUCCUGCACGGCGACAAUAACGGUUUAAUCCAGCUGCACGACACGCGAGACUGCAAAACGCUCUGGGAUAUCCAGCACGAGAAUUCGCGGAUCGUCACUUUGAUCUGCAAUCCAACGGAAUCGACGUUCGUCUGCUCCGUGUCGGACGGCAACGAGGGCAAGCUGCUGCUGUACGAUAUAAAGACGCGGAAGCUCGAGAGAACGUUGCCGCUGGAGCAGAACGUCACCGCUUUAUGCUCCGCGUUCAAUCACAACGGCCAAUUACUUAUCACGGGAUUGUCCAAUGGCAAUAUACUGAUACACGAUCUGAGGCGAAACGAGAUAAUAGACAAUCUCAACUGCCACUCUAGCCCGAUAAUCGACAUAGAGUUAAUUAACGAUUUUACGAAUAUUUGCGCGCAGAGCGAGGACGGCAAGCUGUGCCAGAGGAGCCUGAAUCACUUCGGGAAGAUCUUGUGGGAGACCAAGAUUAAGAUCGAGAAGAACCCCGUUCACGGAAAGUUGUUUACCUUCGAUCAGAGCGGCAAUUAUAUGUUACUCUGCACGCAAACUGGAGGAAAUAUAUAUAAGAUGCCACCAGGCGCGCAGGGAAAGAUACUAGAGCUAGGCGGACAUAAGGGUACCCUAUGCUGCGACUGGUCGACUGCCAAUCAAUCGGGAACUUGCAUAACCGGGGGUGCAGAAGGAAAAGCACGAGUGUCAACGCUACUCUCACCAUGAUAUAGAAACAAAAUUAGCAUAUGUGUAAAUUCGUAAGGCAAAAAUAGCUACUGAUGAUAUUAGUCGAAGUAAGACGAAAACAGUUACUGAUGAUAUUAGUCGAGGAUCUUGUAGAUAUUAUUUUAUUCACUGUGUUAAGCGACUGUAGAAUAAGUGCAUUUUAAGACAUUAUACUGUAUCGCCAAACCAUUGGUGAUUUGUGUAAAAAAGAUUCGAAUAUUUUAUGAAAAGUACAAUAUAUCACUCUGGCAGUAAUUACAAAUAGUAAUAUAAUAACCGUCUUUUAUCUUUUGAAAAUCAGGGACUACCAAAUGUAAAAUGUACAGAGAAUAUUGUAUUAUUUUAAAAGGAGGAUCAUAAUAUCUCUACAAUUAUUGUACGUGAUAAUUUUACUCGUUUUUUAAUAAAAAGAAAACGAUAAAAAAAAAGAACAAUAGGUCUCGUGUGUAAAAUUCUUAAUUUAGGAAAAUUAAUAAAAACAUAUGUACAAGAGAAAAUGUCAAUAAAUAAGAGUCAAUUUUAGCGUUGCACAUGUUGUGUAUCAUAUCCUGACUCUGUGUAAAUAAAUAAUUUCGACUGAUAAA